AUGUUGGACUCGAAAAUGUUGGACACGAUAAUGUUGGACUUGAGAAUGUUGGACUGGAGAAUGUUGGACUCGAGAAUGUUGGACUCGAGAAUGUUGGACUCGAGAAUGUUGGACACUCGAGAAUGUUGGACACUCGAGAAUGUUGGACACUCGAAAAUGUUAGACACGAGAAUGUUGAACACGAGAAUGUUGGACACGAGAAUGUUUGACUCGAGAAUGUUGGAAUCGAGAAUGUUGGACUCGAAAAUGUUGGACACGAGAAUGUUGGACACGAGAAUGUUGGACACGAGAAUAUUGGACACGAGAAUAUUGGACACUCGAGAAUGUUGGACACUCGAGAAUAUUGGACUCGAGAAUGUUGGACUCGAUAAUGUUGGACUCGAUAAUGUUGGACUCGAUAAUAUUGGACACGAGAAUGUUGGACAUGAGAAUGUUGGACUUGAGACUGUUGGACACGAGAAUAAUGUUGGACACGAUAAUGUUGGACACGAUAAUGUUGGACUCGAUAAUGUUGGACUCGAGAAUGUUGGACUCGAGAAUGUUGGACUCGAGAAUGUUGGACUCGAGAAUGUUGGACUCGAGAAUGUUGGACUCGAGAAUGUUGGACUCGAGAAUGUUGGACACGAGAAUGUUGGACACGAGAAUGUUGGACACGAGAGAAUGUUGGACACUCAAGAAUGUUGGACUCGAGAAUGUUGGACACGAGAAUGUUGGACACUCAAGAAUGUUGGACUUGAGAAUGUUGGAUUCGAGAAUGUUGGACACGAUAGUGUUGGACUCGAGAAUGUUGGACACGAGAUUGUUGGACACGAGAAUAUUGGACACGAGAAUAUUGGACACGAGAAUGUUGGACACGAGAAUGUUGGACUCGAGAAUGUUGGACUCGAGAAUGUUGGACUCGAGAAUGUUGGACUCGAGAAUGUUGAACUCGAGAAUGUUGGACUCGAAAAUGUUGGACACUCGAGAAUGUUGGACACGAGAAUUUUGGACACGAGAAUGUUGGACACGAGAAUGUUGGACACGAGAGAAUGUUGGACUCGAGAAUGUUGGACUCGAGAAUGUUGGACACUCAAGAAUGUUGGACUCGAGAAUGUUGGACUUGAGAAUAUUGGACGCGAGAAUGUUGGACACGAGAAUAAUGUUGGACACGAGAAUGUUGGACUCGAGAAUGUUGGACACGAGAAUGUUGGACACGAGAAUGUUGGACUCGAAAAUGUUGGACACGAGAAUGUUGGACACACGAGAAUGUUCGACACGAUAAUGUUGGACUUGAGAAUGUUGGACUGGAGAAUGUUGGACUCGAGAAUGUUGGACUCGAGAAUGUUGGACUCGAGAAUGUUGGACACUCGAGAAUGUUGGACACUCGAAAAUGUUCGACACGAGAAUGUUGAACAUGAGAAUGUUGGACACGAGAAUAAUGUUGGACACGAGAAUGUUGGACUCGAGAAUGUUGGACACGAGAAUGUUGGACACGAGAAUGUUGGACUCGAAAAUGUUGAACACGAGAAUAAUGUUGGACUCGAGAAUGUUGGACUCGAGAAUGUUGGACUCGAGAAUGUUGGACUCGAGAAUGUUGGACUCGAGAAUGUUGGACUCGAGAAUGUUGAACUCGAGAAUAAUGUUGGACUCGAGAAUGUUGGACACGAGAAUGUUGGACACACGAGAAUGUUGGACACGAUAAUGUUGGACUUGAGAAUGUUGGACUCGAGAAUGUUGGACUCGAGAAUGUUGGACUCGAGAAUGGAGCCGAGGAUGUUGGACACUCGAGAAUGUUGGACUCGAGAAUGUUGGACUCGAGAAUGUUGGACUCGAGAAUGUUGGACACGAGAAUGUUGGACACGAGAAUGUUGGACACACGAGAAUGUUGGACACGAUAAUGUUGGACUUGCGAAUGUUGGACUCGAGAAUGUUGGACUCGAGAAUGUUGGACACGAGAAUGUUGGACACGAGAAUGUUGGACUCGAAAAUGUUGGUCACGAGAAUGUUGGACACACGAGAAUGUUGGACUCGAAAAAAUUGGACACGAGAAUGUUGGACUCGAGAAUGUUGGACACGAGAAUGUUGGACACGAAAAUGUUGGACACGAGAAUGUUGGACACGAGAAUGUUGGACACGAGAAUGUUGGACACGAGAAUGCUGGAUACGAGAAUGUUGGACUCGAGAAUGUUGGACUCGAGAAUGUUGGACACUCGAGAAUGUUGGACCCGAGAAUGCUGGACCCGAGAAUAUUGGACACUCGAUAAUGUUGGACUCGAGAAUGUUGGACUCGGGAAUGUUGGACACGAGAAUGUUGGACACGAGAAUGUUGGACACAUGAGAAUGUUUGACACGAGAAUGUUGGACUCGAGAAUGUUGGACUCGAUAAUAUUGGACACGAGAAUGUUGGACACGAGAAUAUUUGGCACGAGAAUAUUGGACACUCGAGAAUGUUGGACACUCGAGAUUAUUGGACUCGAGAAUGUUGGACACGAGAAUAUUGGACACGAGAAUAUUGGACACUCGAGAAUAAUGUUGGACUCGAGAAUGUUGGACACGAGAAUGUUGGACACAAGAAUGUUGGACUCGAGAAUGUUGGACUCGAGAAUGUUGGACACUCGAGAAUGCUGGACUCGAGAAUGCUGGACCCGAGAAUGUUGGACACUCGAUAAUGUUGGACUCGAGAAUGUUGGACUCGGGAAUGUUGGACUCGAGAAUGUGGGACAUGAGAAUGUUAGACACACGAGAAUGUUGGACACGAGAAUGUUGGACUUGAGAAUGUUGGAUUCGAGAAUGUUGGACUCGACAAUGUUGGACACUCAAGAAUGUUGGACACUCGAAAAUGUUGGACACGAGAAUGUUGGACACGAGACUGUUGGACUCGAGAAUGUUGGACUCGAGAAUGUUGGACACGAGAAUGUUGGACACGAGAAUAUUGGGCACGAGAAUAUUGGACACUCGAGAAUGUUGGACACUCGAGAAUAUUGGACUCGAGAAUGUUGGACACGAGAAUAUUGGACACGAGAAUAUUGGACACUCGAGAAUGUUGGACACUCGGGAAUAUUGGAUCCGAGAAUGUUGGACUCGAGAAUGUUGGACUCGAGAAUGUUGGACUCGAGAAUGUUGAACUCGAGAACGUUGGACUCGAGAAUGUUGGACUCGAGAUUGUUGGACUCGAGAAUAUUGGACACGAGAAUGUUGGACUCGAGAAUGUUGGACCCGAGAAUGUUGGACAUGAUAAUGUUGGACACGAGAAAAUGUUGGACACUCGAGAAUGUUGGACUCGAGAAUGUUGGACUCGAGAAUGUUGGACUCGAGAAUGUUGGACACGAGAAUGUUGGACACGAGAAUGUUGGACAACAGAAUGUUGGACACUCGAGAAUGUUGGACUCGAGAAUGUUGGACUCGAGAAUGUUGGACACGAGAAUGUUGGACACUAGAAUGUUGGACACGAGAAUGUUGGACACGAGAAUGUUGGACUCGAUAAUGUUGGACUCGAGAAUGUUGGACUCGAGAAUGUUGGACACUCGAGAAUGUUGGACACUCGAAAAUGUUGGACUCGAGAAUAAUGUUGAACUCGAGAAUGUUGGACACGAGAAUGUUGGACACGAGAAUGUUGGUCACGAGAAUGUUGGACUCGAGAAUGUUGGACACGAGAAUGCUAUGUUGGACUCGAGAAUGUUGGACUCGAGAAUGUUGGACACGAGAAUGUUGGACACGAGAAUGUUGGACUCGAGAAUGUUGGACACUCGAGAAUGUUGGACUCGAGAAUGUUGGACACUCGAGAAUGUUGGACUCGAGAAUGUUGGACUCGAGAAUGGAGCCGAGGAUGUUGGACACUCGAGAAUGUUGGACUCGAGAAUGUUGGACUCGAGAAUGUUGGACUCGAGAAUGUUGGACACGAUAAUGUUGGACACACGAGAAUGUUGGACACGAGAAUGUUGGACUCGAGAAUGUUGGACUCGAGAAUGUUGGACUCGAGAAUGUUGGACACUCGAGAAUAUUGGACACUCGAAAAUGUUGGACACGAGAAUGUUGGACACGAGAAUGUUGGACAAGAGAAUGUUGGACACUCGAGAAUGUUGGACUCGAGAAUGUUGGACUCGAGAAUGUUGGACACGAGAAUGUUGGACACUCGAGAAUGUUGGACUCGAGAAUGUUGGACACGAGAAUGUUGGACACGAGAAUGUUGGACUCGAUAAUGUUGGACUCGAGAAUGUUGGACUCGAGAAUGUUGGACACUCGAGAAUGUUGGACACUCGAAAAUGUUGGACUCGAGAAUGUUGGACACUCGAAAAUGUUGGACACGAGAAUGUUGGACACAAGAAUGUUGGACACGAGAAUGUUGGACACGAGAAUGUUGGACACUCUAGAAUGUUGAACUCGAGAAUGUUGGACACGAGAAUGUUGGACACGAGAAUGUUGAAUGUUGGACACGAGAAUGUUGGACACGAGAAUGUUGGACUCGAGAAUGUUGGACACUCGAGAAUGUUGGACUCGAGAAUGUUGGACACUCGAGAAUGUUGGACUCGAGAAUGUUGGACUCGAGAAUGGAGCCGAGGAUGUUGGACACUCGAGAAUGUUGGACUCGAGAAUGUUGGACUCGAGAAUGUUGGACUCGAGAAUGUUGGACACGAUAAUGUUGGACACACGAGAAUGUUGGACACGAGAAUGUUGGACUCGAGAAUGUUGGACUCGAGAAUGUUGGACUCGAGAAUGUUGGACACUCGAGAAUAUUGGACACUCGAAAAUGUUGGACACGAGAAUGUUGGAUACGAGAAUGUUGGACACGAGAAUGUUGGACACGAGAAUGUUGGACUCGUGAAUGUUGGACUCGAGAAUGUUGGACACGAGAAUGUUGGACACGAGAAUGUACGACACGAGAAUGUUGGACUCGAGAAUGUUGGACACGAGAAUGUUGGACUCGAAACCCCGAGAAAAAAAUAUCUCCAAGCUCAUCAGCACAGCAGCGCGUACAAAUUCCUACGCUUGCCUUCACAUCUGCAAAAAGUCUACCUGACGCUCUCGCUGACGCUGGUCGUCGCGUCGCUAGGCGCGUACGCGCACGUGCUGUGGGGGCUCGGCGGCGCGCUCUCGUCGAUAGCGUCUAUCGCGGGAGUGCUUUGGCUCAACGCCACUUCCGCCGUUCCCGCUAACGAGCAGUGGCACUGGGACCGCUGCCAGCAGCUGACUGACAACUACUGUCUCGUUGACUCCCCUGCUGCUGCUGCUGUUUCGAGGGUGUCCGCACCUGGCGCUGGUCUCCUGGUGUUCGCAGGCCACAUCAUGUACGACACACAGGUGCUGCUGGAGAAGGCGGGUGUGCCUGCUGAAAUCGCUCCCUUGCUACAUAUCUCACACGUUCUUUCAACCCCUUUCCCACCCCCUCUCCCACACCCUCUUCCACCUCCUCUUUCGCACAGCUGCCUGCUGGUAUUCGCUGGCUAUAUCAUCUACGACACGCAGGUGCUGCUGGAGAGGGCGAGGCAGGGCCAGUGCGACCACGUGGUGGACGCCCUCGAGCUUCUUUUGGACUUUGUCGCCGUCUUCGUGCGCAUCCUCUUCAUCCUGACAAGGAAGGAGGAGAGGGAGGAGGAGCAGCGGGCAUCAUCCAAGCGCAGAACUGCUGCCAGCACCUCUCGCCGUUAA
Messenger RNA from Closterium sp. Naga37s-1, 5625 nucleotides. The record is from the annotation of a GenBank genome assembly. Lineage: Eukaryota; Viridiplantae; Streptophyta; Zygnematophyceae; Desmidiales; Closteriaceae.